Diorhabda sublineata is the source of this 5058-nucleotide messenger RNA. RefSeq names its product protein lingerer (gene lig). The record is from RefSeq and is a predicted model, not a curated record. Bases 191 to 3547 code for a protein of 1118 amino acids. Gene Ontology annotation, molecular function: protein binding. Gene Ontology annotation, cellular component: nucleus; cytoplasm. Lineage: Eukaryota; Metazoa; Arthropoda; Insecta; Coleoptera; Chrysomelidae. The transcript is spliced from 15 exons.
GUAAUAAUCAGGUAUGGUUAACGGCAUUACGUUUCUAAUAAAAAACAAUUGUGGGUGAAAGUGAUAUAAUAAGUAAUUGUUAAAUCAGUGAUAUAUUAUUACAUAUUGGCAAAAAAUAUAACAGCCAAGUUUGUUCUGAUCUCAGUUAGCUUGUAAAUAGUACCUCUGUACAUACUGUACAAAGAAAAAGAUGAGUUCAAGUAACAGAGCCACCUCAAAAGGUGGCAAAGUGAAGCCUGAUAAAUUGCAAAAAUCAGAGAAAUCAGACAGUAAAGGGAAAGGAACUGAUAAACAGCAGCAAAGAGAUGCUAAUUCUAAAAAUGAAGAUCCCAGCAUGAAAGAUAAAGUAAAACAAUUGAUAGAAAUGUCUCAUAGAUCUGAAGAAGAAGUUUGCUUGGCUCUACAUGAAUGUGACAAUGAUGUUAAUUUGGCUAGUAAUAUGUUAUUUGAGGAAAUGCGAAUUGGUGAAUGGGAAACUAGAGUAAAAAAGAAAAAGAACAGACAAACAUCUACUGGUAAGCAAGAAAAAUCUGAUGACGCUACUCCUGUUGACGACUGGAACGAGUCUGGGCUACCUUCUACAAAUGCUGCUAGUGGAGAUAAAGACAAACCUAGAGGAGGUAAUAGGGGCGGUAGACAAAAUAAUCGUGGUUGGCGAGGUCGCGAACGCCAGGAAAAUGACCGAAAUUUGGAGGACCGCCCCCGAGGAGAUAGAGAAAGACGGGGUCGCACCGGUGGCGGUCCAAGAGGUGGAGGUGGCGGUCGUGGAGGAAGAGGAGGUGGUAGAGCGGGUGGACGAUACUUACCGAGAGGUGGUAGAAACAACAGUGGAGGAUAUAAUAAGCCCAUUGACACUUGGGAUAAUUCAAACACUUGGGACAAUAGCACAGUUGCUGUUACUAAUCAUAACACAGAAGAAACUUGGGAUGAUUUUCCUGGUGCCGAUGAAUGGUCUACAGAAGAGUAUCAAGGUAGUUUGGCAGAUACCAAGGUAUUUACUCCUAGUAAUCCACCUCCUAUGGAUCCCAUUAUUGAUCAAACAGGAGCAAUGAACUCAUUGCAAGAUCAAACAUUUGGAGGUGAUCAGUUGGUCCAGCAUAGUAUACAAUCACAAAGUCCUGUUCCACCUAUGAUGGGCAGUCUUACUGCUGCACAGACCCAAUAUUUCUCACAGCUCCAACAAAAUAAUGACAGUCUCAAUAACCAGUACCAAAAUCCAUCGUACCAGAGCCAAACAUAUGAAAAGGCUACCACCAAUCAAUACACAAACAAUACAACUCCUUACAAUAGCGCUACUGCAAAUCAAUAUGGUUCUAAUGUAACUGCUCAGUCAUAUGGUACCAAUACCCAGCAGUAUGGAGCACAGACCAGUUCAAAUCAGUAUGGCGCUGAUAAUAGCGCUUAUCAAAGCAGUGUGUAUGUCGGAACACAGGAGACACCAUCUGCUCAACAACCUGCUAGAACGAAGACUCAGCGAGCAAGGGUGCCGCCUCCUUCAAAGAUACCUGCAAGUGCCGUAGAAAUGCCUGGAGACCUUAACGCAAGCAUUGGUUAUUUGGAUGUACAGUUUGGUGCUUUGGAUAUCAUAGAUACAAAUUCAUCAUUCGAUAGUGGAAUGGAUACAAAGUACAGUGGUACAGCUCAAUCAAAUAGCUUAGAGGUACCAUCAGUAGUAACACCUGUCGCUACUACAAAUCUAGAUCUCACUUCAACUUCUGUCAAUCAAAAUUCUAACUUGGAUACAUACUCGCCGAAGACGAAUGCACAAAACAGUAUUAGCUCUGCUAUGUCACAGAGUCUUUCAAAUACAGACACCAUUCCACAAACAAGUGAUCAUUUGACUAACACAUAUAAUUCAGCACCAAGAACAACAACACAAGGUAGUACUUCAACUUCAUCAUCAGUAACUGCAACUGGUCUAGAUUUGAGCAGUAAACAACCACCUGAUACACAUUCAUAUUCACAGUCAUCUACAUACAGUUCCUACCAGCCUAAAUCAAAUACCUACAACUCUUCCACCUAUAGUGGAGUAACAACAACUGUGAGUUCUUUUGUCUCAAAUCAAGCAAGUACUUAUGCAACUAGCCAAACAGUAGCUGCAUAUAACGCCCCAAGUGGAAACACGUAUCCAAGCACUUAUUCCUCGAAUACUUCAUACCAAUCCAAUACAAAUUCGGCGGCGUUUCCAUCGAUCAGUCAGGCUAACACCUAUUCUUCGAAUACACAGUCUUAUCCACAGAAUACUAGUCAAUCAGUCUAUGGUGCUAAUACAGGCUUGAAUAACAGUUCGAGCUAUGGAAAUACGACGACCAGUCAAUAUAACAACUAUGGUUCCAGCAACAAAAUUGGAAAAGAAUCGAGCGGUUACGAUAAUAGUUCGAGUACGUCCAGCAGCAGUCAAACGACAUCUACUAGCAGUGCUACGACAACAACACCUUUAUCAUUAUCUCAAGCUGGAGUAACAACCAGUAAAACAUCUACAACAUUAGCUGCGAAAAAUUCCAACAGUAUUGUGUCAAAUAUACCACCAAGCGUCGCUCCUGUUAUGAGUAUGCCAUAUAUAGGACAGGUACCAUACUUCCAACAACCCGUAUACUCCUAUGAAGAAGUGCAGAUGUUGCAGCAAAGGCUUCCACAUAUGUUCUCGGGUGAAGUCGAUUUGGUACCAACGAAUGUGACGAACCUAUGUAUUUAUCCUACACAGACGACACCCUACUAUGAUAUGAGUUAUCAGACACCAACCACGCUGGCAGCCGUAAGGGAUGCAGCUACACUCGGUAACGUUGGAUAUUCGUUAUCAUCUGAUGGAAGGUUCGCUAGGACGGAUAAUAAUGCUUCACCAGUUCCAACGACGCUGUCGCAGCAGACUAGUACUCUAACUCAAGGACAUCAAGCGCAACCGAUAUUGGCCGGUACAGGGCCGCCGUACUUCUUUGCCACUGCUUUCAAUACCAUCGCCCCAAAUUACCAAUUUGGAGCAAUGUAUACGCAACUGCCUGCUGCUACCAAUGCGCAUGGUUCCAGUAAUAGCACUCAGUAUUCUAAACCUGCAUCAUACAACUCAGGAUAUGGCAACUACGAUUCCCUGAAUCAAUCUCAGGAUUAUUCAAAAGGCGGUUACGUCAGUAACACGCAGGGUCAAAAAAGUAGCGGACCAAGCGCUUCUUCAACUGGAUCUACAGGAACUGAUCUGUCAGCGAUGUACGCUAAAUCUCAUACAGCUUUAGGAAAAGUUAAUUCCUACGAAAAACAGGGUUUCCAUUCGGGAACGCCACCUCCAUUCACAGGAGGAAUUCAUGGCAAUCAAAGUGCAGGUUUAGCACCAAGUGGAACUGGUUUUGCUCCACAAAUGUAUAUCAGCACAAUGGCUCCUCAUCAACAGCAUCAUACAACACAUCUUAUUCAGCAACCACUUCAUCAGAUGGAUGUAAGGCACCAGAAUCGACGCAUGGAUACAGCAAAUGCCGCAGGUCAGCGUACUCAGGGGACAAAUCAGGCUAAAGCAAGCAAACAACCCUACCAGACAUCAUAUUGGAAUCAAGCUUAAAAUACGGGUACAUACACAGUUGCCUGCUCACUAAUCGCCGCAUCCCCCUCCUCUCAUAAUGAAAACCAGAAGCUGGUUCCGACUUUGUUAUUACUAUUAUUAGCUUGUAAUAAUAAUUAUUGUAUUUUUUAUUAGAAAACGUGAAAGAGUUGCAAGUUAUUUAUUUUUAGUCGUAAAGGCUUUUUUGACACUUUUUGACCUAUUGUGAAAUUUUAUAAAGUAAAACUGAAGCAGCCUGCUAUUUUUUAAAUGUUUAAAACUUUUUUUAUAUAUAUAGGGUAAACGAUAGGAUUGUUUUUACUUUAAUAAAUUUUGUGCAAUUUUUUUUCUUUUUUUGGGAAUUCGUGAGACUUAAUUUUGGCCAAUGUGAGCUUAAUUUUUAUUAGCGCGGUCAAAUAGAGUUUGUUUAUUUUAUUUUGUAUUAAAGAGAGGUCGGGUUUUUCGAUUUAAAUUGAGCAGAUGGAAGUCAAUUCAAGUAUUUCUUUUUUUUAAAUUUUGGCGAUAUAUGAAAAAUAUUUUUUUCUCAAGGAAGAUAAAUGUGCUGCUUCAAAAAUGAUUUUAUUUUUGUUAAAAAAUAACCUUUUGAAUGAUUCAAUUGUGUUUUAUUUUCAUUUUCAGUAGGUUAACUCUUUAUAUUUAAAGAAAUUGAUGUUAGAUGUUGAUUCAGGAUAAAGUCAGUAAUUCAUACUUAUAUAUAAUUUUAUUUUAAAAAAUAUUGGCAAGUUAUUAUGAUAACAAGCGAUCUCUGAGGCCUCUAAUAUGCCAUUUAAAAUAAUUACUUCGAUUGUUUAGGUAAUUCAGCGAUCCUUUUACGCCCUUCCAAAUACAAAAUUCUUUUUAGAUAUUGACAUUUUAUUCACUUUUUUUCAGAUCAGUAAUUUAUAAAUAUUAAGUGGAAGACAAUAUUAUACGAGAUAUUUUUAAGCAGAAUAUUUAUUACGAAUCCUUGGUACAAGUAUUUGGUAACUACGGAUCGGAGUAGGAAAAUUUGUAAAAUAAAAUUUUGUACUGACCCCUCCCUACGCGAAUUGUGAAGUUUUGUCUGUGCAUAUACAUCUAGUGUUAGAUGGAAUUUAAAAACAAAUUAAGUUGGUAAAAGGCUUACCGAUAGUGCACAGUUGCAUGACUGAUCUUGUAUCGGUCCAUUAGUCCUUCUAAGGAAACUGUCAGACGGUACGUUAAGGCAUCGCUUGUUCCCUUACGGGACUGUGGCUCGAAAUAAGUUUUUAAAUACAUAUAGUUAGAUUUAUUAAUUAUUAAAUUUAAAUUAUCUGUACCUAUUGCUAUUUGUAUAAAAUAUUCACUUUUAUUAUGUAAGCACUGUAUAUGUGUAGUUGUUUUUUUGUAUUUGCCAAUAACCUUUUGAAUUGAUAAGAUACACAUACAUACAUUUUCGUUUUGAGAUGUGUAUUUGUUCAUUGUAUUUUAUAUUUCUUUUUUUAUUGUAGAGAUCGACAAUGACAGGUAAUAAAAUCUAAUUUAUGUACAAAAAGUCUAAUUAUUUUUUGUAU